GACUAAUCACAACUGUUUUUUCAGUACCAGCCGAGCUCCUCACUUUGUAGCAGGCUGGCUGGCAUUUCUUGCCUCCAGUCUACCAUCAGUCUCAGAACCGCGCUGCUCAUAUCAUGUAUACCCACAGAAAAUACUCGUAAACCGGCUCCAGGAGACGGCAAGACUGUCUGGACACCGACACCGGAUUCGGUGGAGGUUUUGUGACCGACUAACCCGAGCCUUUUGCGCCGUGUCCGCAGCAUUAGGCCUCAUGGAGCUGGAGACCAGACACCUGCUGUGCACCAGGGAGCUCGAUCCAUGCCCGGUUCCCAGUAAACAAACAUAAAGGGUGGGAACCUUACUGGCCCUUUACUUCCUUCCCCCCCAUAACCACAGGGGCGAUUUUUGGGUAUCUUGUCCUCUCCCUUCUGUGGCCCCAGAAUGAUUGGCAAGCUGAAACAGAACUUGCUGGUGGCCUGUCUGGUCAUCAGCUCGGUCACAGUUUUCUACUUAGGCCGCCAUGCAAUGGAGUGUCAUCAUCGCAUCGAGGAAUACAGCCAGCCAGGAGGAAUCCUGCCUCUCUCUGGGCUGGGAGGCAGCAUGCGGACCACCUUACGGACAGGCCAGAACCUCAGCACGCCGUUCAUUUACAACAAAGACAUGCCGCUCAUUUUCAUCGGUGGCGUACCCCGUAGCGGGACCACACUAAUGCGAGCUAUGCUGGACGCCCACCCCGAGGUCCGCUGUGGUGAGGAAACUCGCGUCAUCCCACGCAUCCUGGCCAUGAAACAGAUGUGGAGCCGCUCGGGUCGGGAGAAGAUGCGCCUGGACGAGGCUGGCGUGACUGACGAGGUGCUGGACGCCGCCAUGCAGGCCUUCCUGCUGGAAAUAAUCGUCAAACACGGCGAGCCCGCCAGCUUUCUGUGCAACAAGGACCCAUUUGCACUGAAAUCUCUUUCCUACCUGGCCAAAAUAUUUCCCCGUGCCAAGUUUGUGCUCAUGAUUAGAGACGGUCGGGCUUCGGUCCAUUCCAUGAUCUCGCGAAAGGUGACCAUUGCCGGGUUUGACUUGGGGAGCUACAGGGACUGCCUGACCAAGUGGAACCGGGCCAUAGAGACGAUGUACACUCAGUGCCUGGACGCUGCAGACAAAUGCCUGCCUAUGCACUAUGAACAAUUGGUCCUGCAUCCUGAAAAAUGGAUGAGGACACUGCUGAAGUUCCUUGAUAUUCCCUGGAAUAAUGCCGUUCUCCACCACGAGGAGCUCAUAGGGAAAGCUGGAGGAGUGUCCCUCUCCAAGGUGGAGAGGUCCACAGACCAGGUCAUCAAGCCAGUUAAUGUGGAGGCCUUGUCCAAGUGGGUGGGAAAGAUCCCAGCUGAUGUGGUGAGGGACAUGGCCGUCAUCGCCCCUAUGCUGUCCAGGCUAGGCUAUGACCCACAUGCCAAUCCCCCAAACUAUGGCCAACCUGACCCCAAAGUGCUGGACAACACUAGAAGGGUCUAUAAAGGUGAAUUUCAGCUCCCAGAUUUCCUAAAAGAACAACCACAGAUCCAGAAGGCUGCAGAGAGACCCAAUCCCAGUUAGGAGCAGAGGCAGCGUCGGCACCAAAACACACAGGACUCGCUGCAAAGGAACAGCGCAUCGCCGAUAUCGUCUCAGUCAUGUCACAGCCCUGUUCAGCUUUGGCACAUCUCAAGUGUCACAUGACCACAGCUGGGACACGACCCCCCCCCCCCCCAAUAUAUAAAUAUAUAUAAAUAUAUGUACACACACACACACACACCCACACACACACACACACACACACACACACACACACACACACACAGAGGUGGGCUGCGACCACUCCUUGUCAUCAGAAGUCUCGGCCUUCAGUAUUGUACUGUACAAAAACAUGGAUGUCAGCACCACUGAAUGUCUGCUGAUUGUCAUUCUCACGUCACGUCAUGCUCAUCAGCUUGUAGAAAUCAUUUCUGGCCUUUUAGAGGAGAACUAUUUAUGAAUGGAAAAUUAGCUUUUGGAAGAUGCAAUACCUAUUUUGAUGAUGAUUUCUUUUCUUUUUUUUUUUGUUGUUUUUCAUGCCGUUGUAUUGUGCAAUGUCAUGGGUACUGAUCAGUUUGAUGUAUCAACCGUGAUAAAAGAUGCUUUUUUAAAAAAAACAAA
Oreochromis aureus is the source of this 2142-nucleotide messenger RNA. RefSeq names its product tyrosylprotein sulfotransferase 1 (gene tpst1). Gene Ontology annotation, cellular component: Golgi apparatus. Gene Ontology annotation, molecular function: protein-tyrosine sulfotransferase activity. Lineage: Eukaryota; Metazoa; Chordata; Actinopteri; Cichliformes; Cichlidae. The transcript is spliced from 6 exons. Gene Ontology annotation, biological process: peptidyl-tyrosine sulfation. The record is from RefSeq and is a predicted model, not a curated record. The coding region runs from base 421 to 1563 and encodes 380 amino acids.